UCUCAGGCCGUCGUCAUUCGUAAACAGAGAGCAUCAGUCGAUUGCUCCACAUUUUUCGAUCUUUUUACUCCAAAACAGUCUGAGAUUCAACCGAGAUGGCAUCGACACUAAUCAAGAAAGGCUUAGACCAACUAAAAAGCAAAGAAUUCAGAGAAUAUUUGAUGAGCACACAUUUCUGGGGACCUGUCGCAAACUGGGGCAUUCCAAUCGCUGCGAUCGCCGACACGAAAAAAGACCCGAAGUUCAUCAGCGGCAAAAUGACAUUAGCUCUGUGCCUGUACUCGAUGAUUUUCAUGCGUUUCGCGUGGAAAGUGCAGCCGAGGAACAUGCUGCUGUUCGCGUGCCACUUCACCAACGAGGCCGCACAGCUCACCCAGGGCUACAGGUUCGUCAAUUACAACUACCUGAGCAAGCCCGAGGAGCCUGUCGAAGCAGCUGAACCUGUACAAGUACAAAAGUAACUUUGCUCACCGCGCUGAUGCCAAUCUUGUUAUGACACACCGUGUUAGGUCCCUUUCCCAAUCAAAUUUAUUGGUUUUUCGUCAGAUUAGACCUAAACUUACCAGCUAAUAGUAUAGUAUAUGAAAUUUUCCGGCAUUAUUAUGUUCCAUCACAGAGCUAGUCCAAGUAGCAAAAGUUGUUUUAAACUUGAAAGAUUAGCAUACUGUCGAUAUUUUUGCCACUUUAUUAAGAGGUGAAACUGCACAAGUUAUAUAAUUAUAUACAGUCAUAAAUAAAACUGUUGAUUUUUUAAAA
Messenger RNA from Cloeon dipterum, 756 nucleotides. RefSeq names its product mitochondrial pyruvate carrier (gene Mpc1). Gene Ontology annotation, cellular component: mitochondrial inner membrane. The transcript is spliced from 3 exons. Gene Ontology annotation, biological process: pyruvate import into mitochondria. Lineage: Eukaryota; Metazoa; Arthropoda; Insecta; Ephemeroptera; Baetidae. Bases 96 to 461 code for a protein of 121 amino acids. The record is from RefSeq and is a predicted model, not a curated record.